AUGAUGAGAAGAUCAAAGCGCCAAACUAAGGGCAACAAUAGCAAGUCCAUUGAUGAGACUGAUUAAGUAGAAUAGCAGUAACCAGCACAAACCAAGCUAAUUCAAAAAAAAUCAAAGAAAGUAUCAUAAUAAAAUCACCAAGAAGAAGCAUAAAAUAAUUUUUAAAUCUCAUCCACCAAGAGAGAGCUAGAUAGUGUUGUAGUAAAUCUUGCUGCUCAGCUAGAAAAGGCCUCCAAUGCUUAAGAUGCUGCUGAAAGUGGACGCCCUAAAAGAGUCAGAAAAAUUACUGAAAAGGCUGAGCAGGAGCUUCUCGCUAAGUAAAGUAAGGCGAAGGCCCACCAAAAGAAGCUUAUCGAUGGUAAAAGCUCUCAUUCUGAAAGUCAUUCAGAGCCUCUCAAAUCUUUAUAUCCAAAUCAUAAUCAAGCUAAUAAUAAAUCUGCUAACACUCGCUCUAGAAAGUCUGAAAUUCACAACGAUGAACACGACAUGGACAUCGAAAACAUUCGUAUUUGUGACCAAAAAACUGAAAAUACUCUUUAAUUCUGUCAAUAAAUGAAUAAACACUCCCUUUAAUAAAGUGAUGACGAAGAAGGUGAUAUUAGCGAUGCUGAAAAUUCUUAGCAACAAGAUUCUGAGAUAGAUGAGGAACACCAAGAUGAAGAAUUAGAAUAUGACGAAGAAGAGUAAGAUGAAGAUGAAAAUGAGGAUGAAGAAUAAGAAAAUGCUGAUGAUUGUGAAGACAGUGAAAGCGAGGUAAAGGAUCAAGGAAUUGAUGAAGAAAGAAGAGAAGAAGAUAAUCAAGAAGAUGAUAAUGAGGAAAAGUUGUCAUUAAAAGAAUCUAAUUAAUCCUUAGAAGAAAAUAUUUUAAAAGCCUCUACUAAAUCAAACUAGUAAUAAUUGGGAGAUUCAAAUAAUUAAAACAAACUAAAUUGCAAGGAAUCUAAUAAAAUCGUUAAAAAGAGGAGUUCUUCAGUAGAUAAAUCAAAUAAAAAUUUGAAUUUUGAUUCCUAGAAUAAUAAUAAUAAUACAAAUAAUAAUAAAUUUGUGGACACUAUUAACAACAAAGUAAAAGAUGAAAGUGAUACUGAAAAUUAAAGUGAAUUAGCAAAGAAAUAAUAACCUUAAUAGCUUGCCUGUGAAAGUAAUAAUACUUCUGUCCCUCCUAUUCCUCUUUUAAAGAAAAAGUAAAAUAAAAAAAAUAAGAAAUAAGAUUAAGAAGAAAAUACAAACGAAGAAAAAUCUUAGGACGAAUAAGAAGAAAAAUAAUUAUAAGAAAAUAACGACGAAGAUGUCGAUGAAGAAGAUGAAUCUUGCUCUGGAGACGAUGACGAAGACAAUAAAAAUGAAGAAGGUGGUAAAGGCGAUGGUAGCAACUCAUCUAAAGCCAAAAAGAUGCCUUGGAGCGAAGAAGAAGAUAAAUUAGUUAUCCGCUUAGUUGAAUAGCAUGGUCCUUAAAAGUGGACUUUUAUUGCUUAACACAUCCCUGGUAGAAUUGGUAAGCAAUGUCGUGAAAGAUGGCAUAAUCACUUAAACCCAAAAAUCAACAAAGAGCCUUGGGGAGAUGAUGAAGAAUGGGUACUCUUUUUGUGUCACAAGCUUAAAGGAAAUAAAUGGGCUGAAAUUACUCAAUAUUUGCCUGGUAGAACUGAUAACGCUAUCAAAAACCACUGGAAUUCAUCCAUGAAAAAGCGUAUUCCUGAACUUUACUAACGCUUCGCUUACAUCAAGAGAGGAGAAAGCCCAGAAUACGACAUUACAUCAUAAUAUAAAAAAUUCGAAGAUGAAAUUUUAAAAUAAUUGUUAGCCAUGGCAGACGAAGGAGUUGAUUAAUAUUUUGUUUAAACAACUCGCAGAAGAAGAAAUAACAAUGCUAUUUCUUCUACCCCCACCAACAGUGGUGUUUCUGUGAAAGGAAGCAAAUUAAAGAGAGGAAACGAAAGCAAUGAAGAAAAGAAUGACGAUGAGGAAUAGGAGCUAAUCCAAGUUCCAUUAACCAAGAAAUUAUCUAAAGCUGCAUUGAAAGCUGCAGCCAAAUAAGCUGCUUUAGCAGAAAAGUAAUAGUAACAAUUGAAUGAAGAUAAUUUAAACAAUCACUUUACUCCUAUCAAUAACAACAAAUCUUCCAAUAAUAAUUUCAAAAAUAUCCCCAAUAGCGCUGCCGCAUCUACAGCUGAUGUCAAGGAAAUAAUUUAAAGAAUCCCACACAAUAUCAAAGAAUUUGAAAAUUUCCGUAAAUAAAUUAUCUAAUACUCUGAUGAAUAUUACUAACACCACCAUUUAUUGUAAUAAACUCCUAAUGAUAAGGAAUCCUCCCUCAAUUUACUCUCAGCUGAUAAAGGUAUGAACACUGAUGUCAAUUUGAGUGAUACUAAGCAUCUUGAAAAGAUACUUGAAACUCCUCUUUCUGUAGAAAAUUAUGUCUAAUAAAACCCUAUAUUUGCUGAUAUAGUCAGAAGUGCUCUUAAGUAUUCUUCAUGUUAAAAAAAUCUUACCUUUAUGUCUCAUGUCAAGAAAAGCAAUAGCAAUGUUUUAGAAGCAUCUGUAAAUAAUGAUCACAAUUAACUUUCUGCUACUUCAACCCUUCUAAACACCGUACAAUAAGAUAAAUCAUCAGUACCUAAUUUAGACUAAUCACCCGAUGAUGAUAUCUUAAGUUCAACUAAAAAUGGAAACGAAAAACUUAAAAAGAAGCGUGGUAGAAAACCUAAAUCUGUAAAAGAGCCAGAAAUCAGCAACUAAAUUGUUCCAAUCAAUACCAACAAUCCUUCUAAAAAUGUAAAUACUUAAAAUCCUAAUGGAAUAAAAAAGAUUAUGCAUGGUCCUCCUUAUAUGCACCCCAUGUAUAUGAUGAAUCCUCAUCAUCCUCAUCCUUAUUAUGCUAAUCAUCCCCACCACCCUGGUUAUUAUCCUCCUCCUCCACCACCUCAUAUGAUGGCUCAUAUGCAAGGUUAUCCUCACCCACACCAUAUGUAACACCCUAUUCCUCCUCCACAUAUGCAACAUCCUCAUUAUAGAUAAAUGGGUCAUCAUCAUCCUCCCCCUCCACCUCCUCACCACUAAGGCAUGAGAGGAAACACCAAUGGAUAAGGUCAUAUGAUGAUGCCUCCACCUCCCCCUCCUCAUCAUUUAUAAUAAAUGAGAAUGCGCCAUCCAGGAAUGGGACAUCCUCACCAUAUGUAUAUGGGUAGUAAUAUGAUGAGCUAGCACUCUGACAGCAGUGAAAACUCAAAUUUCUAAACACCUUAAAAAUAUUAAAAAACAAACUAAGGAGAUAGGUCUAUCUUUAAAUCAGUGACUCCUAUAAUCCCUCCUAACUCUGAAAAAUAGAUUAAGUUUGAAGAAAAGCAAAACAAAUAAAUCAAAUUAAACAAUUUCAAUAACGAUGACGAUUACAAUAACUUUAUGGCUAACAACUCAUUCUCUAAAGAAAAUAUCAAUCCUAACAUCUAAAGUUUAGCUUUACCCACUUCCAAGGAUUCAAAUCCUGUUUUGGGAGUAAGUAAUGCAGGAAACAACUCAACAAAUUCAAACAGUUCUGGUAAUAGUCAAUCUUCUUGUGGCAGCAGCAACAAUAACAAUAACAAUAAUAAUAACAACACUAGUAGCAACAACAACAACAACAAUAACAGUUCAAAUAACAAUAUAAUUAUUUAAAGCUAGAAUCAUAAUUUCAUUACACCCAAUAAAUAUGAAACUCCUUCCAAACUAUUGGAUUUCGACUCUGAGCCAAGAUUAAACUGCAAUUCUGUGGAUAAAUAUUUCAAUAUGAGAAACUUUAGUUCAAACCAUAAAUUAAAUAAUUUGUAUACAAAUCACAAUGUGAAUAAUUUCUAACAUUCUUCAAAUUCAGCCUUUAAGUGCUACCCUCAUAUAAAUAUGGAUUAUCAAGAUACUCCAAGUGCUAAAAAAUCGUCUUACUGUUGA
This is a messenger RNA of Tetrahymena thermophila SB210, 3924 nucleotides long. RefSeq names its product Myb-like DNA-binding domain protein. Gene Ontology annotation, cellular component: nucleus. Gene Ontology annotation, biological process: cell differentiation. Gene Ontology annotation, molecular function: transcription cis-regulatory region binding. The transcript is spliced from 3 exons. The record is from RefSeq and is a predicted model, not a curated record. NCBI's taxonomy places the organism in Eukaryota, Ciliophora, Oligohymenophorea, Hymenostomatida, Tetrahymenidae.